AUGGAUCUGACCACGCUGCCGGACGAGAUCCUGACUCAGGUUCUCCUGUGGCUCGACGCCCGGCAGCUCGCGGCGUCGGCGCUCAGCGCCCGCUUCAUGGCACAACGCGUCCGCGCCGCGGCAGAGGCGCGAAUGGAGAGGCUUGGCUCGGCAUGGCCCACGCUUCUGGAAGGGGAGAUCCCAAGCUGGUCCUUGCGAAUCGUGGAGACGCUCGGGCGGCGCGGCACGAUGUGUAGGUACCUCAUCGACGGGCCGGUGCUGCUGCUGCAUCACCGCCCAUCAAGCACAACGCUGCACCUCGCGGCGUGGGGGCACGCUCUCCAAGCUUGUGUGACGAUCGGGCGCCAAGGGGCUGUCCACUCUGCUUUGUUUGCGAUCGAAGACGUCCUGGCCCCUCCGGCGCUGUACAGCUUCCAGCUGGCGGCGGAGGACAAGAGAGCCAAGCAUGAGCGCGCCGCCGCGGGCUCGCCGCUCGAGCUGCUAGUGCGCAAGACGGCUAUCGACAGCGAGGCUGCGCGUCGCAUUGGGUGGACCGUGCGAGGCGACGGGGUUGUCGUCCUUGAGACGAUAAAGUGCGGCAUCUUCGGCGGCGCUGAUUCAGUCGGUGAGGCGGCCGAGGGCAGUGAGGCGUGCACGAGGGCCCUCGGCGAGGUGGCCGAGGAUGGCUUCCGCCUCACUGCGGGUGGGCCGCCGCUUCAAGAUCUCCGGACGAGCCCAGGGAAGCUCACGACCUUUCAUGGCAACUUUCAUGGGGGCGCUUUCGCCACGAUGACGACCACAUUACCGCCGUUCCCUGUCGCCUUCCCCAUCUCCGCGACCGGUGAGGACAUUUCACAGUCGGUGGCGCCGACAAUGACCUCCGGAAAGCCCUCGCAAUCGCUCGGCACGGGGCCACCGGGAGUGCUCUCGAGCCCUACACCGGAGCAUCACGAGCCG
Molecule: messenger RNA, 936 nt
Organism: Emiliania huxleyi CCMP1516
Lineage: Eukaryota; Haptophyta; Isochrysidales; Noelaerhabdaceae
Exons: 2
Molecular function (GO): protein binding
Source: RefSeq, a predicted model, not a curated record